CGCGCCCUGGUCACCGCACUCGCCCACUCGUCCACUUGCUGGCCAGCAUGACGGAGCGCCGCGUGCCCUUCUCGCUGCUGCGCAGCCCCAGCUGGGACCCCUUCCGCGACUGGUACCCGGCGCACAGCCGCCUCUUCGACCAGGCCUUCGGGAUGCCCCGGCUGCCCGAGGAGUGUUCGCAGUGGCUCGGCCACAGCAGCUGGCCCGGCUACGUGCGGCCGCUGCCCGCGGCCCCGCUCGAGGGCGCUGCGCCGGUGGCCGUGGCCGCGCCUGCCUACGGCCGCGCCCUCAGCCAGCAGCUCAGCAGCGGCGUCUCGGAGAUCCGCCACACGGCCGACCGCUGGCGGGUGUCCCUGGACGUCAACCACUUCGCCCCCGAGGAGCUGACGGUCAAGACCAAGGACGGCGUGGUGGAGAUCUCCGGCAAGCAUGAAGAACGGCAAGACGAGCACGGCUUCAUCUCUCGGUGCUUCACCCGGAAAUACACGCUGCCCCCGGGUGUGGACCCCACCCUGGUCUCCUCCUCCCUGUCCCCUGAGGGCACCCUCACCGUGGAGGCCCCGAUGCCCAAGCCAGCCAUCCAGUCGGCCGAAGUCACCAUCCCGGUCACCUUCGAGUCGCGCGCCCAGCUGCGGGGCCCGGAAGCAGAGAAGUCAGAGCAGCCUGGAGCCAAGUAAAGGUCAUCACCCUGCCCGCCCACCCCCGUCUCGACCUCCAGGAGCUGCCACUAGCCGUCUCUGCCCACCCAUCUACUCUUUUGAUACGUGUACCUUCCGUUUUUUCUCAAAUAAAGUCUGAAGUCACUCGCUG
Echinops telfairi (small Madagascar hedgehog) is the source of this 810-nucleotide messenger RNA. It is a transcript of the gene HSPB1, whose product is annotated as heat shock protein family B (small) member 1. Gene Ontology annotation, biological process: protein refolding; response to heat. The transcript has 3 exons. Gene Ontology annotation, molecular function: protein folding chaperone. NCBI's taxonomy places the organism in Eukaryota, Metazoa, Chordata, Mammalia, Afrosoricida, Tenrecidae. The coding region runs from base 48 to 677 and encodes 209 amino acids. The record is from RefSeq and is a predicted model, not a curated record.